AUGGCAAUGGCAAGCAAAGAGAGAGAGAAAAAACUCUUCUUUGUUGGGUCACUGGUGAACUACGCUGCAGAACUGAAGCUUCUUCUCACAACCGUCCUUCUCCUUUGCGGCGUCGCCACUCUCCUUCAGUUCCUCCCUUCACGUUUCACCAUCUCUUCCUCCGAUCUCCGCCUCUGCAUCUCAAGGGUCUCCCUACAAUCUCCACCACUCUCUACACCACCACCACUAGCCACACCCCCUCCACCACCCUCUUCCGCCGCUCUCCUUCCCAACGCCACCAUUAAGCGUGUCUUCAACACUUACGGCUCCGCAGCCUACAACUUCAUCACCAUGGGAGGAUACCGAGGAGGACUCAACACCUUUGCCAUCGUUGGCCUCUCUUCCAAGCCACUUCAUGUUUACGGAAAACCCACCUACGAGUGCCAGUGGAUCCCUCUACAAAACACCACCUCUUCUCCAAAACCCAUCACCACAAAGGGCUUAAAGUACCUCCCCGACUGGGGCUACGGCCAUGUCUACACCGUUGUGGUUGUCAACUGCACCUUCAACGGCACCACCAUCAAUGCCGCCAACACCGGUGGCAGGUUGGUGCUCCAUGCUUCCACCUCGGGAGCCGGAGACACCAACUUCAACGUCACUGACAGAAUAGAGGUUCUGGAAGAAGCAGCAGGGAGUUUUAAUGCCUCACUCUUUUUGUCGAAGCCUAAGUAUGACUACUUCUACUGUGGCUCUUCUCUCUACGGGAACCUGAACCCUCAGAGGGUGAGGGAGUGGAUUGCUUACCACGUGAAGUUUUUUGGGCCAAGGUCGCAUUUUGUUAUUCAUGAUGCUGGUGGGGUGCACGAGGAUGUGCUGGAGGUGCUGAAGCCAUGGAUGGAACUGGGGUAUGUGACGGUGCAGGAUAUUAGGGACCAAGAGAGGUUUGAUGGGUACUAUCAUAACCAGUUCAUGGUGGUGAAUGAUUGCUUGCAUAGGUACAAAUUCAUGGCCAAAUGGAUGUUCUUUUUCGAUGUGGAUGAGUACAUUUAUGUUCCUCCUAAGAGUACUAUCAAGACAGUCCUCAACUCGCUCUCAGAAUACGACCAAUUCACCAUUGAACAGAUGCCCAUGAGCAGCAAGAUUUGCCUCUCUCAGGAUUAUGGCAAAACUCACAGGAAAUGGGGUUUUGAGAAGCUUGUGUAUAGAGAUUCAAUCACAGGCAUUCGUAGAGAUCGAAAAUAUGCAGUGCAACCACGGAGCUUGUAUGCAACAGGGGUGCACAUGUCACAGGAUCUAUCAGGAAAAACCACUCACAAAACUGAAGGUAAAAUCAUGUACUUCCACUAUCAUGGAACCAUAUCAGAAAGAAGAGAAUCAUGUAAAAUACUGGUAAACACGACACAAGUCACCAACGAAAAAAUCCCUUAUGUGUUGGACACCACAUUGAGGGACAUUGCUGGGGUAAUCAAGAAAUUUGAGCUCAAGAUGAUUGGAUCAAGGUUGCAGAACAAGACAACGCAAUGACACACUUCAAAUCUUUUUUUUCUUUUCUCUUCGUGGGGCUUUCAUAAAGAAAUAUGUGAUUUAACUUGUGGCAGGAUAGAAGAUUCACCCAUUUCUUUUUCUAAUAUCUGUAUUAUAAAUAUAAUUUUUUUAAUUAUUUGGUACACGGGUAUACGAUCUUGUUGCAUAUUAAAAUUAUUGGGUCCUUGGUUUGGUCAUUUGAGUUUUUGUUAUAUGCUGUAUUUUGUAAAAAAUAAUGAAUAAAAAAGAUGAAUGAUUUAAUAAUGGUGUCGGUGAGGGGACCAGAGCAUCCCCCAACUUAGGCGCCAUCAUAUG
Vigna unguiculata (cowpea) is the source of this 1818-nucleotide messenger RNA. RefSeq names its product galactan beta-1,4-galactosyltransferase GALS2-like. The record is from RefSeq and is a predicted model, not a curated record. Gene Ontology annotation, cellular component: cytoplasm. Lineage: Eukaryota; Viridiplantae; Streptophyta; Magnoliopsida; Fabales; Fabaceae. Gene Ontology annotation, molecular function: glycosyltransferase activity.